Messenger RNA from Epinephelus moara (kelp grouper), 2540 nucleotides. RefSeq names its product 2-phosphoxylose phosphatase 1 (gene pxylp1). NCBI's taxonomy places the organism in Eukaryota, Metazoa, Chordata, Actinopteri, Perciformes, Serranidae. Gene Ontology annotation, cellular component: Golgi apparatus. The record is from RefSeq and is a predicted model, not a curated record. The transcript has 6 exons. Gene Ontology annotation, molecular function: phosphatase activity. Gene Ontology annotation, biological process: dephosphorylation; chondroitin sulfate proteoglycan biosynthetic process; glycosaminoglycan biosynthetic process. The coding region runs from base 173 to 1735 and encodes 520 amino acids.
GCCGGUCCCCGCCGCUGUGUCGGCAGUCGGGCGUACCGGAGAAACCGGAGCGCUGGAUUCAAGUGUUUAACCCGGUCGUGUGACACUGAGCCGCUCGGUUCCUGCAGACUGCAGGGAUGGGCCGUGGAAUGGAUGGCUGACGGAAAAGGACGAGGACCAAUCACAUGAUAAGAUGCUGGCCCGUAACCGCUUCCUCCUCCUGGUGGCGGUGGGCGGAGCCGCACUGGCCAUCAUCAGUCUGAGCCUCCAGUUCUUGAACCUGAUCCCCACCACUCCCAUACUGGAGGAGCGCCCCUUCCAGGCUGCAGAUGGAGGUGUUGGGCAGGCUCUGGGGAAGAGCAGGAAGAGAGUGUUCCCCGCGCCUCACACCCAGGAGCCCAACCCCAUAUCUGAGGCUUACGGUUACUGUAACACCCCGAACCGCACUGAACAUUCCUGGGAAGGUCACAGUCCUGCUGACUACAAGCUGCUGUCUGUCCAGGUGAUGAUUCGCCAUGGUGACCGCUAUCCACUCUACUACAUCCCCAAGACCAAACGGCCCGCCAUUGACUGCACCUUGUCCUUCAGCAGGAAGCCUUCCCACCCCCUGCUGAACCCCUUCAUCCGUCACAUGGGUCAGGGAAGUCGCGGCCACUGGGAUUCACCACUGGGCUCUGUUCCUCGUCUGCCCAACCACAGUGCCUGUGAGAUGGGAGAACUCACGCAGACAGGUGUGGUGCAGCACCUGCGCAACGGGCAGCUCCUCCAGCAAGCCUACAAGCGCCACAUUUUCCUCCCCUCCAACUGGUCGCCCCGCCAGUUAUGGUUUGAGACCACAGGUAAGAGCCGCACUCUCCAGAGUGGACUGGCCUUCCUCUACGGCUUCCUCCCAGACUUUGAUUGGUCAAAAGUGACUGUGCGGCACCAGUGGAGCACGUUGUUCUGCGGCUCGGCCUGCGACUGCCCCGCCAGGAACAGAUACCUGGAGGAAGAGCAGAGGAGGCAGUAUCGGCUCAGAGUGAGUGAUACUGAACUUGAGAGGACCUACGCCGAUAUGGCACGGACUUUGGGUCUGCCGACCCGCCAGCUCCGAGCUGCAAACCCUAUAGACUCGCUGCUGUGCCACCUGUGUCAUGGCAUCUCGUUCCCAUGCGUUCCUAUGGGAGAUGGCACCAGAGGGUGUCUGACAAUGGCCCAAUUUGCUGUGAUUCGCAGACAGCAGCUAGAUGAUGAGGUGGAUCGGAGGAGGGUGGGGCUGUACCAUAAAUACGCCAUCCUCGCCAUGUACCCCUACCUCAACCGAACUGCCACCAAGAUGGAGCGUGUUGCCAAGGACAAUGAGGCUGGCAGACAGCCUCGUGCAGGGGCCGAGGAGGUCUUUACCCUCUCUUCAGGCCACGACGUGACUGUGGCCCCACUGCUGAGCGCCCUGGGACUAGAGGAGGCCCGCUUUCCACGGUUUGCAGCAAGGGUAGUCUUUGAAUUGUGGAAAAGUCCCCCAGCCACGCAAGGACAAGCAAAGAAGAAAGCUGGUAAAGGUGAGAAGUCCAAGGCGAAAGACGGGGAACUGUUCAUCAGGGUGCUGUACAACGGCGAGGAUGUGACAUUUCACACCACCUUCUGUCGCUCCUACGACCGCCACGCCAACCAGCCCCUCUGCCCUCUGAAGAACUUCCUGUCUUUUGUCAGGAGAGACAUGUUCAGUGUUGUCAACGCUACUUCCUACCAGGAGGCCUGCUACAGGCGUGCUGGUUGACAGAUGGAGAGGAGGGUGACUGAGUAAGGGCGCAGAGUUGGCAGAUGGUUGUACUUGUUUUUUAGUCCUUUUCCACAUUUGAAGAUUGUGCACUUUCAUGCUGCUCAUAGCCUCAAACUCUAAAAUUCCACAUCUUUUAAAUGUAGUCCUUUACAUUCCUGAGCACAAAGUGGCAAACACACACAGUACUGUACGUCAUAUCUUCAUAAGAUCAAUUUCUAACCUUUUACAAACUCGUUUUUUUGAAUACUGUAUUUUGUCUGAAGAGGAUGUGCAAGAGAGGUCAUUCAAGGGAAGUUGUAUGGCACUUAGCCACUUUAUUCCGACAUUCCAUAAUACCAUGGAAUUUUAAAAUUCCAGUAUUCCCAAAAUGCUUGCAAGAAAAGGGAAUUUUGAUGCUGGAAAUACUGUACUGGAAAUACUGUGCUAGUCAUUCCUGGGAAAUACUUUGUUUAUAAUAAAUCUUUUCCAUGAAAAUUACACUUUGGGCUAGUUUUGGCCGCAUUACUCAAUAUGACACAUAUGUCACUUUCUUUUACUGUAUGGGUUUUAUGGGUUUUAAUGUUUAUUCAUUGUGUUAGGCUGUCUGAUUAAUAACAAGGGUUAUUAUUUCUGUUUUGACACAUUGAUUCUGUUUUAGUAAAACUGACUACGGUACUCUGUAACUAAUUAGUUUUUUCCCGUACAUUAAUUUACAGCUACAGAACAUCUGUAUUUAUAUUAAUUGGUGAUACAAUUGAUCACAUUCCACUUUAUGUUUUUGCUUGUAGAACACUGAAUUAAAUAAAGGUUCAUUCUGACUAGA